GUUCAGUUUACACAGAAACGCCCCCAGCAGCCCUGCUCAGGUAAACUAGCAGAUGUAAGCUGCAACAAUGGCGGGUCUGGAGGGAAGAUUGCGUUUUCUAAGUGGAAGUACAGACACUACUUUAUUCUCCUUGAGCCCAGAAGCGGGAGUGUUGAAAGCUGUAAGAGUUGAUGAACUCUGGAAAGAAGUCCAGCAGCUUGAGGAACAUCUGGUCAAAGAAACUGGAGGGAAGCAGGAGCUCAAACAGCGGCAGGACGCAGCAGAGGAAGAGACACCAGAUGAUGGAUGAUGUUUUCCAGCCCAGAUUAGAUGUUAAAGAAGAGGCUCCUGAAGAACAGAGUCCUGAUAUGGACCAGCAGGAGCUGGAGCUCCUCCACAUAAAGGAGGAAAGUGAAAGAAUCUGGACCAGCCCGGAUGGAGAACAACUGAAUGUGAAGAAGGAGACUGAUGAUACCAGGUUUCCAGUAACUGUUGUUCAUAUGAAGAGUGAAGAGGAUGAAGAGAAACCUCUGUUCUCUCAGUUUCAUCAACACCAGAGAGACAAAGAUCUUCCAAGCAGCAUCUCAACUGACCAGAUAAAAACAGAAAUUAAAGUAGAGGACUGUGGGACAGCAGAAUCCAGCAGGAACCCACAUCUAAAUACUCAUGGAGGCUCUUCCAACUAUUCACUGACUAAAGACAGUGAAGAUGAUGAAGGGGAUGAUGUUGUGAAGCAUCAUGAUUCUGAGCUUAAAUGCUUAUCAGACUCUGAAACUGAAGACAGUGAGGAUGAUUGGAAGGAGAGCAGGACUCCAGGAUCAGACAGAAACACUGUCAACAAAUCUUUGAGCUGCUCUAAGUGUGGAGGAAAAUUUGCUAACAGACGCUCUCUUCAGAGUCACAUGACUUGUCAUCCAAGAUUAACGUCUUCAGAUUGUUCUGGUAAUGAGACGUGUUUCAGAGAAAAGAAAAUUAUAGAUUCACUAACCAAAGGUUUUACCAGUAAAUUUGAUUUAAAACAACACACAAUAGUCCAUACUGGGGAGAAACCCUUUAUUUGUGAUGCAUGUGGAAAAGGAUUUGCCUACAGGUCAGAUUUAAACAUACACGUGAGAAUUCACACAGAAGAUAAACCAUUUGGUUGUGAUGUAUGUGGGAAAAGCUUUUUUUCCAAGUCACAAUUAAACGCACACAUGAAAAUUCACACAGGAGAUAAACCUUUUAGUUGUGAUGAAUGUAGAAAAAGAUUUGCAGUCAAGUCACAAUUAAACACACACAUGAGAACCCACACAGGAGACAAACCCUUUGUUUGUGAUGUAUGUGGGAAAAGCUUUGUUUCCAAGUCACAAUUAAACACACACAUGAAAAUUCACACAGGAGAUAAACCUUUUAGUUGUGAUGAAUGUGGAAAAAGAUUUGUCUCCAAGUCAAAAUUAAACACACACAUGAGAAUUCACACAGGAGACAAACCCUUUGUUUGUGAUGUAUGUGGAAAAAGCUUUGUGCAGAAGUCAACUUUAGAUAAACACAUGAGAAUUCACACAGGAGAUAAACCUUUUAGUUGUCUUGCAUGUGGAAAAAGAUUUGUCUCCAAGUCACAAUUAAAAACACACAUGAGAAUUCACACAGGAGAUAAACCUUUUAAUUGUGAUGCAUGUGGAAAACGAUUUGUCUCCAAGUCAAAAUUAAACACACACAUGAGAAUUCACACAGGAGAUAAACCUUUUGGUUGUGAUGUAUGUGGAAAAAGAUUUGCCUACAACUCAGAUUUAAACAAACACGUGAGAAUUCACACAGGAGAUAAACCUUUUGGUUGUGAUACAUGUGGAAAAAGAUUUGUCUCCAAGUCACAAUUAAACACACACAUGAGAAUUCACACAGGAGAUAAACCUUUUGGUUGUGAUACAUGUGGAAAAAGAUUUGUCUCAAAGUCAAAAUUAAACACACACAUGAGAAUUCACACAGGAGAUAAACCUUUUGGUUGUGAUGCAUGUGGAAAAAGAUAUGCCUAUAAGUCAGAUUUAAACAAACACAUGAGAAUCCACACAGGAGAUAAAACCUUUAGUUGUGAUGCAUGUGGAAAAAGAUUUGUCUCCAAGUCACACUUAAACACACACAUGAGAAUUCACACAGGAGAUAAACCCUUUGGUUGUGAUGCAUGUGGAAAAAGAUUUGUCUCCAAGUCAGAUUUAAACACACACAUGAGAAUUCACACAGGAGAUAAACCUUUUGGUUGUGAUGCAUGUGGAAAAAGAUUUGUCUUCAAGUCACGAUUAAACACACACAUGAGAAUCCACACAGGAGACAAACCCUUUGGUUGUGAUGCAUGUGGAAAAAGAUUUGCCUACAAGUCACAUUUAAACACACACAUGAGAAUUCACACAGGAGACAAACCCUUUGGUUGUGAUGCUUGUGGAAAAAGAUUUGCCUACAAGUCACAUUUAAACACGCACAUGAGUAUCCACACAGGAGACAAACCCUUUGGUUGUGAUGCUUGUGGAAAAAGAUUUGCCUACAAGUCAGAUUUAAACAAACAGAUAAAAAUUCACACAGGAGAUGUGGAAAAAGAUUUGUCUCCAAGUCACAAUUAAACACGCACAUGAGAGUUCACACAGGAGACAAAGCCUUUAGCUGUGAAACAUGUGGAAAAAGAUUCUCCUGGAAGUUAAAGUUAGAUAUACACAUGAGCGCCACACAGGAGACUAACC
Molecule: messenger RNA, 2687 nt
Organism: Girardinichthys multiradiatus
Lineage: Eukaryota; Metazoa; Chordata; Actinopteri; Cyprinodontiformes; Goodeidae
Product: zinc finger protein 260-like
Exons: 3
Coding region: 171-2570 (799 amino acids)
Biological process (GO): regulation of transcription by RNA polymerase II
Molecular function (GO): RNA polymerase II cis-regulatory region sequence-specific DNA binding; DNA-binding transcription factor activity
Source: RefSeq, a predicted model, not a curated record